Messenger RNA from Helianthus annuus (common sunflower), 2265 nucleotides. RefSeq lists its product as uncharacterized. The transcript has a single exon. Gene Ontology annotation, molecular function: zinc ion binding. Lineage: Eukaryota; Viridiplantae; Streptophyta; Magnoliopsida; Asterales; Asteraceae. The record is from RefSeq and is a predicted model, not a curated record. Bases 280 to 2124 code for a protein of 614 amino acids.
AUCACUUCCCAGAUUUUCAUCAACAAAAAAUAAAAAAGAGGGAUUUUAAUUUUAGGGCUCACAACACCACCACAAAAAUCAUUAUUGCUUCUCACAAACCCUAUUUCACAGAUCUCCACAAGGUAAAUCUCUCUAAUUCAACUCUCAUUUCUGCUCAUCCUAUCCUAUAAUCGUUUCAUUCAAUCUGUUCAUCCGUUUGAUUUCAACUUAUUCACCGACGAUGAUUGUUUAAACCUUUGAAUUUCGAUCAAAUCACUUUAAUUUGUUGUUUGUUUCACUAUGGCUGAUGAUAAUCUAGUUGAAAUCACCGAACAAUCACUCGUUAAUCUAACAGAACAUCACUUACAACAUCAUCAAAAUCACCAAAAUCAACUUGAUUUAGUGGAAUCAAUUGAUUUAACAAAUCAUGCUUUAGUCAUAGGGCAAGAGUUUCCAGACGUUGAAACCUGUAGGAGAGCUUUAAAAGACAUAGCUAUAGCUUUACACUUUGAUCUCCGUAUAGUUAAGUCGGAUCGUAGUCGGUUCAUCGCCAAGUGUUCGAAAGAAGGCUGUCCGUGGCGUGUUCAUGUUGCGAAAUGCCCGAACGUGUCCACUUUUUCGAUUAGGACGCUUCAUGGCGAGCAUACGUGUGAAGGCGUUAGAAACCUGCAUCAUCAGCAGGCGUCGGUAGGUUGGGUUGCGCGGUCGGUUGAGUCCAGGAUUAGGGAUAAUCCGCAGUAUAAACCAAAGGAGAUUUUGCAGGAUAUACGUGAUCAGCACGGUGUUGCGGUUAGUUAUAUGCAAGCGUGGCGUGGGAAAGAACGGAGUAUGGCUGCGUUGCACGGUACGUUCGAAGAAGGGUACCGUCUUUUGCCUGCUUAUUGUGAACAGGUGAGAAAGUGUAAUCCGGGAAGUAUAGCUUCGGUUUUUUCUACCGGUCAGGAUAAUUGUUUUCAACGGCUUUUUAUAUCGUAUCGCGCGUCGAUUGUUGGGUUUUUAAAUUCCUGUAGACCGCUUUUGGAGCUUGAUAGAGCUCAUUUAAAAGGGAAGUAUUUAGGUACGCUUAUAUGCGCUUCGGCUGUUGAUGCUGAUGGUGGUUUAUUUCCUUUAGCUUUUGCGGUAGUCGAUGUCGAAAGUGAUGAGAAUUGGAUGUGGUUUAUGUCGGAGUUACGAAAACUUCUCGGUGUAAACACCGAUAACAUGCCUCGGCUUACGAUAUUAUCUGAACGACAACGAGGCAUGGUGGAGGCUGUCGAAACGCAUUUUCCAAGUGCGUUUCACGGGUUUUGUUUACGGUACGUGAGUGAAAACUUUCGUGAUACGUUCAAAAACUCGAAGUUGGUAAACAUUUUUUGGAGUGCGGUGUAUGCUCUCACGCCAGUCGAGUUCGAAAGCAAAAUAUCCGAAAUGUUGGAGGUUUCGCAGGAUGUUAUUCUCUGGCUUCAAGAGUUUCCACCUCAGCUUUGGGCUGUCGCGUACUUCGAGGGAGUCCGUUACGGUCAUUUCACGUUAGGCGUCACCGAACUUUUAUAUAACUGGGCGUUAGAAGGUCACGAACUUCCGGUUGUUCAAUUAAUGGAACACAUUCGUCAUCAGUUAACUACGUGGUUUGAAAACCGACAAAACAUGGGGAUGAUGUGGAACUCGAUCGUUGUCCCGUCAGCUGAAGCGAAGAUUCUAGAAGCCGUCGCUGAUGCGCGUUGUUACCAGGUGUUACGCGCAAACGAAGUCGAGUUCGAGGUUGUUUCAACUGAAAGAACAAAUAUUGUCGACAUAAGAAGUCGAGUAUGUUCAUGUAGAAGGUGGCAGAUAUACGGUCUUCCAUGUGCACACGCUGCAGCCGCGUUAAUAUCUAGCGGGAAAAACGCGCAUGUGUUCGCUGAUCAUUGUUUUAAAGUGGAAAGUUAUCGGGAAACAUAUUCGCAGAUGAUAUAUCCGAUUCCUGACAAAAGCCUUUGGAAGGAUGUUAACGAAGGUGCAAAGGGCGAGAUGGUAAUUCGGCCACCUAAAACACGUAGGCCACCGGGUCGGCCCAAAAAGAAGGUUCUUAGAAUCGAGAGUUUGAAACGGCCGAAAAGAAUUGUGCAGUGUGGCCGUUGCCAUAUGUUGGGGCACUCUCAAAAAAAGUGUACAAUGCCGAUUUGAGUGCUACCGCUACGCCCUCUGUUUUUCUAAUCUUUAUCAGUUUGUUACUUGUUUUCAGUUUUUUUGACAGUUGGCAUAGAGUUGUGUAUUUUGUAUGGUUAUCAAGUUCGAAAAAUAAUCUAUUUCUUAGUUUUAUAGUUU